Pelmatolapia mariae (spotted tilapia) is the source of this 3031-nucleotide messenger RNA. It is a transcript of the gene smpd5, whose product is annotated as sphingomyelin phosphodiesterase 5. The record is from RefSeq and is a predicted model, not a curated record. The transcript is spliced from 8 exons. Gene Ontology annotation, biological process: sphingomyelin metabolic process. Gene Ontology annotation, cellular component: extracellular region; cytoplasm. The coding region runs from base 299 to 2029 and encodes 576 amino acids. NCBI's taxonomy places the organism in Eukaryota, Metazoa, Chordata, Actinopteri, Cichliformes, Cichlidae. Gene Ontology annotation, molecular function: sphingomyelin phosphodiesterase activity.
UAACGUGACACACACCGAGAGCAAUAUGGUUUUAUGUAUGUUCAAAAGGACUGCUUUACUAAUGUUGUUAUCUGCUUUCAAGCGUGUUUUCUACCGAGCAUGUGCGAACAAUUCAAAGAAAUGAAAUAAAAUAAACAUUUGUCUGCUCGUUGUGUGGCUUCAUCAGACGGACUGUGCCAGUUUACAUGCUAAGUGUCCAGUGGAUCCCAUGAAGUGGAGACGCUGCACAGGAAUGAGGCCAGGCUGAGAAGCUCUGACGUUAUUCAACUUGAUUGUUGUUUAGAGACGGUAAAUCAAUAUGGCCCUGCAGGCUUCUGCCUUUCCUAAUGGCUUUGUUGUGGGCAUCCAUGCUGUGGGAUGGGCUUUUAUCGUGCCAUGUUUCUGGUUUCUUGAUCGCCUCAUUGCUGUGUGCAAGUCCACCACGCUGGAGAAAAGUCAGCGGCUGGAGCAGGAAUGCUAUCUUCGCCCCCUCGAGGUCUUUUUUGGCUCCAUUACCUUCUUUAUUCUUUUUCUCGCUACAGCCCCUUUGGCUUUUCUCGGCUUUCUGCUUUGGGCACCUCUUCAGGCCUGCCGCAGGCCAUUUAGCUACCACAGAGAGAUGCCAUUCUUACCAGAGAAGGCAACAAACAAGGGCUUUGAGCUGACUGGUAAGGCGUCAUUUGUCUUUGCUUCAGCCAACCUUUGUCUGCUGCCUGACAGCCUGGCUCGCUUUAACAACUUGGCUAACACUCAACAUAGGGCAAGUGCUAUUGGCCAAUGCAUUGUGCAGGGCAUAUCUCGCCCUAAUAUCCGCAUAUUAGUUGACUCCCCAAGCAGCUGUGGUACUCUCAGCCCCUCCACCAGCAUUCUCCCAACAGUGAACUCACCUACAUACGGGGCUACAGUAAGUCAACAUCCUGACCCAGCUGAAAUGCAUGAUCUAAAUCUAAAUUCUAACAUAGAUUGUGUACCCAACGAUGAUACAGAAGAGCCUUUGAAUGAGUCCACCUUUCCCCUCCUCAAUUCCAACCGUAACUCUAACCAGCAGGACCAAUCGAGUCAGCAAAAUCCCCGAGCUUUGAGCUCUCAGGGACUCCGCCAGCAGAAUGAUGUACCCUGGGAGAUAUCUCCACUGUUUCCAGCCAACGUUGACAUACUGUGCCUUGAAGAAGUGUUUGAUAAGAGGGCUGCACGGAAGCUCACCAAUAUAUUGAAGCUUGAAUUUGGACACAUACUGUAUGAUAUAGGUGUGUAUGCGUGCCAGCCACCAUGCAGAUGUUCUUCUUUUAAGUUCUUCAACAGUGGGCUCUUCCUCGCCAGCCGAUUCCCUGUCCUCGAGGCCCAGUACCACUGCUUUCCAAACAGCCGAGGCGAGGAUGCACUGGCUGCCAAGGGUCUGCUUUCUGUUAAGGUGCUUAUCGGGCAGAACCAGAAACAGAAGAGAGUGGUUGGCUAUUUUAACUGCACACACCUUCAUGCACCAGAGGGUGAAGGGGAAAUUCGUUGUAUCCAGUUAGAAAUGGUAACUAAGUGGAUCGCGGAAUUUCAAGCUGCCAACAAACAACCUGAUGAGGAUGUUGUUUUUGAUGUGCUCUGUGGAGAUUUCAACUUUGACAACUGCUCACCUGAUGAUCGUCAGGAACAGAAUCACUCUGUUUUUGAGGAAUACAAAGACCCUUGCAGGGCCGGACCUGGAAAGGAGAAGCCCUGGGUCACCGGUACUCUGCUGGAACAGCCCACAAUGUAUGAAGAAGAUGUAAACACCCCAGAAAAUCUACAGAGGACUUUGGAGAGUGAGGAUCUGAGAAAGAGGUAUGUCGCUCCUCCUGUACCUGAGGCGGACUCUCCGUUGGUGUACCCUGAAACUGACCAGCCGUGGAUUGGACGACGGAUCGACUAUAUCCUGUACCGCGAAAGCUCCAUUUCGAAGCAGUGCCGAACAGAAAUUGAAGAGGUGACCUUUAUAACUCAGCUGGCUGGGCUUACGGACCAUAUUCCUGUGGGACUGAAACUGAAUGUAGUUAUGGACUCAGACUCUGCUGAUGAAUGAGGACUCAUUCAAACAACAGUACAAAAUGCACAAAAAAAGUGCACUGCUUUACUCUGUACAGGUACAAGAGUGUUUUGACUAUAUGCUUGAAUUUGUAAUUUUAAUGACCAAGGAGAUUAUACCUCAGGUGAACUUUAUACAGAUUUAUAGCAUAAAGGUUUUAUAAUCGAUGCAUUUUAUAUAUCAGGGGUUGUUCAGGCCAGAGGUGUUGAUUUUAUAAAACAGUAGCAUUCUCCUGUCAUAGUUUUCUACCAAAAUAAAUGCAAAUAAUGAAUUUUAUACUUUUCUUUCUGACAACAUUUAAGAGGUGCAUUUUUUUUACUUGCCCUUCUGACACAGCAGACAAUAGUACUGUUGUGACUAUCAUCCAGCUGCUAGACAAAAUGUUGACAGCACACAAUUAUGAUUAUAAUGAACAAAAACUUCAACAAACAGUGCAUUAGUAAGUAACAGCUUUGUUUUCUUAUAUACGCAAGUCCAUGCCAGUCUUACCUUACAAAUAAAAAAAGCAGACAGACAGUUCAUCAAAGUAGCAGAGGCUUUGAAGAAAGUAAAUACAAAAUAAAAAGCCAGAGUGAUUUAAAUGUUGCUGGAAACCAAACUUGAAAUUAAGGAAAUAAUGAAUAUAUGCCAACAACUCCAAUUUAAGAGCUGCAACAUCUGAUGAGAUGCAACAAUAAAAUAUGGCAGGUGAAUUGAUAUGUACAAUUUGAUGUUCUUCUGGAAAACCUUGAGUCCUGGCAUUCAUGUGGAUGUGAUUGUGACGCACACCACUCACCAAAACAGUGAUGCUUACAUCCACUACAAAGGCACCUCCAGACGGCGGGGCAGGACAAUACACUUCAUUUGAGACUUGCUCAGAAGAAUAGACCAAGCUGUUGAUGCCACCUGCAAAGUCUGCAGAUCUUAAUGCAAUUGCACAUCCACUGGAUAUAAAGGAACAACCAAACAUCACAAGACAUCCCCAGAGUUCCUGUGUCCAUUCCAUGAUGGGUCAGCUGG